GUGCAGUUGGCGUGAAGCUUCACUGAAGCACUACUGAAGCACUAUUGCAAUGCGACGCCGGUGGCCGAAAACAGAAGUGUGAUCGAGUCAAGCUGAACCUUAUUUUGCUUCAUUACUUGCAUACCACUUUGUUGCAUUGCUUAGACCGCCACUAUUCAGGAAUCAUGGACUUUGAGGAGACACCCAGCAAGAUUACAACCAAGGAGUUUCUAGCCGUUGUUCUCGCAGGCUUUGGCAAUGAACUAGCCCCGUUGACAAGCAACAACGGCGACGAACCAUGUCCCAAGGCUCUCCUUCCUAUUGUCAACAAGCCAAUGCUCGAUUACCCUCUAGCAUGGCUGGAAGCAUCUGGGAUUAGAGAUGUCCUUCUGAUCUGUCCUGCCCCUCACCGUGCCUCAGUAUUACAUUAUAUCAACUCUGAUUCAUCGGCAUCGUCGUUCCCCUCACUCAGGAUUGAUCUACAAGCCUUUGACGAGUCAGAGAAUUUGACUGUCGGUACAUGUCAACUUCUUAGACACUUCGCCCAUCGGAUCGAUCAGGAUUUCAUUAUUGUCCCCUGUGACUUCAUUCCCCCGCCUUCCCUGCCCCUAUCUAGAGUCUUGAACAAGUUCAGGACAGAGGCAACAUAUGAUGGCGCUAUUGCCACCACCCUCUUCUUUGAGCAACCAAAGCCAGACAAGACCAGUACCCCGGAAGAAUGGAGAUCAGGUCCUGCAUCUACUUCCGUUGUCUGGGAUGAGAAGUCGGGAACAUUACUGCACGUUGAUACGCCUGACGAGAUCGACGAUGACCCAGAAGAAAUGGCUUUGAAUAUGAGCCUCUUGCGAAGAUAUCCCCGUUCAAAAUUGUCGGCUAACCUACAAGAUGCCCAUGUCUACGUCUGUCGAAGAACUGUCCUUGACGUUCUGAAGGAGAAGCCGCGUUUCGAUUCCAUUCGUGAAGAAUUCAUUCCAUGGUUAUGCACGCCUCAAUACAAUUCCCGUAAGCGUAGUAAAUACGGCCACAUAUUGAACCCACUGCAUAACCUUCCGUCGCAACGUCUCGCGCUGGAACACUGUACCUUGCAUACCGGUUUACCCUCAGCCUAUGAACCCCAGUCUGCUCUCUCAUCACCCAUGGAUGAAGUUGCUCCCACUGAAACAUCAAGUCUGCGAGUAGGUGUCGUAGUCCAUCGCGCCAGCGCAGGAUACACCGCACGAGCCAACACGCUUCAGACUUAUCUUGAGCUCAAUCGACACUUCCUCUCUCAGACAACAUACGCCCUGCCAAUAGACUCAGAGAGUCGGUCACUGAUCGAUCCCAAAGCUCAAAUCACUUCGGAUUCCAUGGUGGGACAUACGACAAAAGUUGGCGAGCGGACAAAUAUAAAAAAGUCGGUCAUUGGCAAGCACUGUGUCAUUGGAAAGUACGUCAGAAUUGUUGGAUGCGUCAUUCUUGACCACUGUGUCAUAUCCGAUGGUGCGAAGUUAGACGGAUGCAUACUUGGCACAAAUACCACCGUCGGUGUCAAGUCGGAGUUAUCAAAAUGUAUCACCCAAGCAGGCUACGAAGUGGGUGAUGGAGGUAUGCAUUGUUGUUUCCCAUACAGCAAGUAUCUGACAGUAAAGCACUAGAAAAUUAUAAAAACGAGAGGCUGGACGUGUCAGAUUGGGCAGCACCUCAGCAUGACGACGAUACAUCCACUGAAGAAAGUGAUGAAGAGUAAUGUAGACGAUAACCCUGUAUCGUUAAACACACAUGAUGUAUCUUAGAUUCGCAAGGUCGAGUACCUUGACUGUAUCAUGAUCAUAACAGUGGCAUAAUUGUAUCAGAGCAUGGAAGUAACAUUGAACGAAAGAAGUAUAGAACACGAAAAAAAGAACCUUUAACGAUUUCUCUGAGCGCCCGACAUCUGGUUACCCAAUCCCUGUGCGAACCGAGCUCCUCGUCCGCCCCGUGCACCACCACGUAGACCGCCACGGGUGCGCUCUCCUCUUCCUCGUCGUUCUUGGGUCUGUUCACCAG
This is a messenger RNA of Somion occarium, 2004 nucleotides long. NCBI's taxonomy places the organism in Eukaryota, Fungi, Basidiomycota, Agaricomycetes, Polyporales, Cerrenaceae. The record is from the annotation of a GenBank genome assembly.